GCUUGCUCCGGUGCGCGGCACGGUGGGGGCGGGUCACGCAGACCGCGCAGCUAGAAGCGGUGGUGGCUGUAGCCGCGGGGUUGCGGGCUGGGAACCCGCUCCGGGCUCCGGUUAAGUGAAGCGCCACGCAGUGCUGAGCUCGCCGCCCGCCCUGAAGCCAUGGAGAUCGGCACCGAGAUAAGCCGCAAGAUCCGGAGUGCCAUUAAGGGGAAAUUGCAAGAAUUAGGAGCUUAUGUUGAUGAAGAACUUCCUGAUUACAUUAUGGUGAUGGUGGCCAACAAGAAAAGUCAGGACCAAAUGACAGAGGACCUGUCCCUGUUUCUAGGGAACAACACAGUUCGAUUCACCGUAUGGCUUCAUGGGGUAUUAGAUAAACUUCGCUCUGUUACAACUGACCCCUCUAGUCUGAAGUCUUCUGAUACCAACAUAUUCGAUAGUAACGUGCCUUCAAACAAGAGCAGUUUCAGUAGAGGGGAUGAGAGAAGGCACGAAGCUGCAGUGCCACCCCUUGCAGUUUCUGGCACUAGACCUGAGAAAAGAGAUUCCAGAAUUUCUUCCAGUUCACAGGAGCAGAAAACCAAUAAUGUCAGACAGGCAUAUGAUGAUGGAACUGCAACCCGACUAAUGUCAACAGUGAAACCUCUGAGGGAGCCAGCACCCUCGGAAGAUGUGAUUGAUAUUAAACCAGAACCAGAUGACCUCAUUGAUGAAGACCUCAAUUUUGUGCAGGAAAAUCCCUUAGCUCAGAAAAAACCUACAGUAACGCUUACAUACGGUUCUUCUCGCCCUUCUAUUGAAAUUUAUCGUCCACCUGCAAGUCGAACUGCAGAUAGUAGUGUUCAUUUAAACAGGUUGCAAUUUCAACAGCAGCAAAACAGUAUUCAUGCUGCCAAGCAACUUGAUAUGCAGAACAGCCGGGUAUAUGAAACAGGACGUUUGUGUGAGCCAGAAGUGCUUAACAGCUUAGAAGAGACGUAUAGUCCCUUCUUCAGAAACAACUCAGAAAAAAUGAGUAUUGAGGAAGAAAACUUUCGAAAGAGAAAGUUGCCUGUGGUAAGUUCAGUUGUUAAAGUUAAAAAAUUCAAUCACGAUGGAGAAGAGGAGGAGGAGGAGGAGGAUUGUGGGUCCCGCACAGGAAGCGUCUCCAGCAGCGUGUCAGUGCCGGCGAAGCCCGAAAGGAGACCCUCACUUCCUCCUUCUAAACAAGCUAACAAGAAUCUGAUUUUAAAGGCUAUAUCUGAAGCUCAAGAAUCUGUAACAAAAACAACGAACUAUUCUACAGUCUCACAGAAACAGACCCUUCCAGUUGCUCCCAGAACUCGAACUUCUCAAGAAGAAUUGCUGGCAGAAAUGGUCCAGGGACAGAGCAGGACCUCUAGAAUAAGUCCCCCACUUAAAGAAGAAGACACAAAAGGAGAUAAUAUAGAAAAAAGUCAAGGAACUCAACAGAGGCAAUUGUUAUCCCGGUUGCAGAUUGACCCAGGAAUGGUAGAAACUCUGGAGAUCAGUCCAGAUUACUAUGACAUGGAAUCCAUGGUCUAUGCAGACACAAGAUCAUUUAUUCUGAAGAAGCCAAAGCUGUCUGAGGAAAUAGUAGUGGCAUCAAACCAAGAGUCGGGGAUGAAGACUGCAGAUACCCUUCGGGUACUUUCAGGACACCUUAUGCAGACACGAGAUCUUGUACAACCAGAUAAACCUGCAAGUCCCAAGUUUAUAGUGACGCUGGAUGGUGUUCCCAGCCCCCCAGGAUACUUGUCAGAUCAAGAGGAGGACAUGUGCUUUGAAGGAAUGAAACCUGUAAACCAAACUGCAGCCUCAAACAAGGGACUCAGAGGUCUCCUCCACCCACAGCAGUUGCAGUUGAUGAGCAGGCAGCUUGAUGACCCAAAUGCUGAGAUGAGUGAACUGAGUGCGGCGCAGAAGCCAGAAAAACUCCUGGAGCGCUGCAAGUACUGGCCCGCCUGCAAGCACGGGGACGAGUGCGCCUACCACCACCCCGUGUCACCCUGCAAAGCUUUCCCCAAUUGUAAAUUUGCUGAAAAGUGUUUGUUUGUCCAUCCAAAUUGUAAAUAUGAUGCAAAAUGUACUAAGCCAGAUUGUCCCUUCACUCAUAUGAGUAGAAGAAUUCCAAUCCUGCCUCCAAAACCAGCAGUUCUACCACCACCACCAUCUUCCAGUAGUCAGCUCUGCCGUUACUUUCCUGCUUGUAAGAAAAUGGAAUGUCCCUUCUAUCAUCCAAAACACUGUAGAUUUAAUACCCAGUGUACAAGACCUGAUUGUACGUUUUACCAUCCCACCAUUACUGUGCCACCACGACAUGCCUUGAAAUGGAUUCGGCCUCAAACCAGUGAAUAACACCCAGUCCUACCUGGCAGAAGAUUGUGAAGUUUGAAAGUUCCCAUCUACUGAUGAAAGAUUCUAUAGAACUUGUCAAAUCUUUGAAACUUGGAAUAUAUUGCUUUCACAAUAUGAAGUUUAUUGCCUAUCUGAAGUAUCUAAUUUUUCACGUUUGUAAGUUCAUUACGUGGUUUUAACAUUGGGUGUUUUGUUGUUGUUUGCCUUGUUUUGACUAUGGAAAGGAACAGUUUAAGGAAAAACUAAAUUCUAUUAAAACACGUGGCGUGUUUGUACAUUGCUGUUUCAAGUAUCAGCAUGGACAGCGUGGUGGUACUGUCAGGACUGAUAAUCCAGUUUGGGGCUAUACAUUGCUCUGUGUGUGGAGAUACAGUCAAAGGAGCAUCCUUAUUCCAAAAGUUAAGACUGCUGCUUUCACUUUUUCCAGGGAUUAUGUAAGUUCAUAAUCCACUAAAAACAGGAGUGGCCUGGAGUGCUGAAGUGGCUUAAAAGAGUCCAUCCAACUUUUUAAUUUCAAGUGAUUUAAAGUUUAAAAAGUAUGAUAAUACAGGCUUCUCAGGUUGCAUGUUGCUUUGGUCAGUGGUUCCCAAGUAGCUUACUUCACCUUCUGGGUAAGGAUGAGUGAGCUGGGCAGGGAGGGUGAAAACAGCUGGAAUGGCAACGGCAAAAAAAACUCCAAACAGUUCCUUAAAAUGUAUUCAUUUACUGUUAACAUAUGCUUUUAAAAUAAAUAUUUUGGGAACUACAUUAUCACAAAAUUAUACAAAAUUUUUUACAAGUAUAUAUACAUAGGUAUCAGAGAACAGACUUUAAACUCACAAGAUUAUAUUCUCCCAUUCUGAAAAACAUUCUUGGAAGUAACUCCACAGAAAAUAGUUACUGAAGAUGAUUUUUUUUAAGUGUAGAAACUAGAUUUCAAUAGUGUAUUUUAAGUGACAGACUGUAAUUACAGAGAGCAGAUGGAUAAAUUGCAAAAUAGGACUAAAACUUUUGGACUACUGAAUUCAGUUCUGUGUUUUUAAUUUUUUUAAGGCAAGAAGUGUCAUAUACUUUAGAAUUAAACAGAUCACUGAUUUUAAAGACUUGACGUACAGUUUUUUAAAAAGUACAACUAAAAGUUGGUUAGAAAAAUGCAGAUUAAUGCAAAAGAGAUAAUAAAGACGCAAGCAUUCUGAGGACCAAAUUAAACCUAACUGUAAAAAAAAAAGUUCUCAGUGACUUCUGCAGUCACAUACCCAAGAGAUAAUAAAACAUGUGUGUGGAAGUGCGUGUUUAAAAGCCUCAAGCAGCGGUCUUUGUGUGGCCAUUGCUUGUUCGUUGGGAGAAGGGUUAACCGGUUAUUAAAUGGUCUGUAAGUUGCACUGGGCUGUGCCAUUGGAGGAAGGACAAAGCGCGCAGGGCUGUCAUGUAGUGGCUGAGGCUCGGGUGGUAAGACAAUCCCAACGCGUCCUCAGACGUGCUCCGUGGAAUGUAGGGCAUAUUCAUUCCAGUGUUAGUUACUUGAGGUGCUUUACAUCUCUGCAGAAGAAAUUUAUUUUAAAAUUGUAUUUCCAGAAAUUUAAAGACCUUUAGUAUCAUUUGUAAAUUGUAUAUCACUUGUAAAUGGUAUAUAGUUGCAUUGUCAUAAUUAUACUAUGAAGACCAUGGUUCAGCUGUUUUACAAGGGAAUAACAUGCUAAAAUUGAACUUUUUUGCUACUUGAUAGACAUUGCCUGGAAAUACAUGUAAUAGUUUUAGUCUUUUUUUUUUCCAGUUGCUAAGGUUGACUCUAAAACAUUUGUUGGAUAACUUGGUCUAAAAUAAACCACUAUCAAAAAGGGUCACAGAGAAGGAAGGGCAUGAGUGUGGCUCGCAGUGAGCAGGGCCGGCACCAGAGUGCAGUGGCUUGCGUGUACCUACAGCAGCAGGACUGGAGGUGCUGGAAGUGUCAGGUUACAGAUUCAGCAGCCUCAGCCCACACACGCUUCUCUGGGUUAAAAGAGAGAAACAGGUUAUUCGCCUUCCCUUAGUGUGUGACAGCUGAAAAAAGCAAGGUGGCCUUGGGAUGGCUCCUUAAUUUCAACAUGACCUUUACUUGUGAAACUGACAACAAUGAUUAAGGCUGGCUUAUCACGUUCACCACUUGGAAGAGCAAAAAUGCAAUGGAAACAACUUUAUCCUGUAUAAUUUCUGUGCUUCAGGUUAGGAGGGCUUCUACCUAUGCUGUAAUGGAAAUGGAAUUUUUCUUUAGCCAAAAGCUAACAAAUUUGACUGUCAGCAGUCUCAAAAAUGGAGGGAAAGGAUGUUUAUGGGGAUUUUUUUCCCUUUCAUUUAUUGACCACCCCUUUAUAAACAGACAUGUGAAAAAAAAUGUAAUAUUAGUGUAUUCUAAAAUUUGGCUUUAUUUAGAAUAUAGUGAUGUGAAUAAUGAAAGAAUAUGAUCUCAUGUUUCAAGCCUCUUAAACACCUUUAAUCAGUCCUCAGACACAGCUAUUCAAAAAUUUAAACUGACCAGGUUCAAUCACUGGUCAGGCUUUCUGUAAUAUAAUUCAGCCAUUUCUGUUUUUAGUAUUUACAAGGCAUUGGACGUAGAAAACUGAGCCGAUUUCCAGAAACUUGAAGGGAUCUAUUAUGCUACAAAGGUAACACAUGAAAUAAAUAUUCACAGGACCAAGAGAGCAUCUUAAACUUAUCCACACUUAGAAAAAUAUAUUUUUAAAUACCAGUCUACAUAAUUUCCAUCUUCAGUAAAGUACAGACAGCCUAAACAGCAAAUUCCUGAAUGGCAAAUACUGAUCUUUGGCAGCAUUUAAAGUGAAUAGGAAUAAAAACUUAAGAGUUCAGCCUUCAUCCACCAAAAAAGAAUCAGACAAAUUUUACAAGUGAACUUGUAUUCAUUCCUUUUGGAAGUUGGCCUGUGGGGUG
Molecule: messenger RNA, 5259 nt
Organism: Pteronotus mesoamericanus
Lineage: Eukaryota; Metazoa; Chordata; Mammalia; Chiroptera; Mormoopidae
Gene: ZC3H14
Product: zinc finger CCCH-type containing 14
Exons: 17
Coding region: 160-2355 (731 amino acids)
Biological process (GO): regulation of mRNA stability
Cellular component (GO): nucleus; cytoplasm
Molecular function (GO): poly(A) binding; metal ion binding
Source: RefSeq, a predicted model, not a curated record